AUGUCCAUCCCCAUGACUAGACUGGGCGGUCGCGCCUUCAACGCCGACGACCACGGCGACGACACUGAGCGCGAGUAUGACCGCUUGCGCGACCUCGCCCGCGGCGAGGCCGACAAGCGCAAUGCCUGCUACGACAAGUCCCGCAAGGCCUACGACUCGGGCGACGGCGCCCGCGCCAAGGAGCUCUCCAACGAGGGAAAGGCGCACGACGCCAAGAUGGACGACUUCAACCGCCAGGCCUCCGAGUUCAUCUUCCGCGCCAACAACGCACCCGGCCGCGUCGACGCCGACGCCAUUGACCUCCACGGCCAGUUUGUCGAGGAGGCGGAGCGCAUCCUCGAGGAGCGCAUCCGCGCCGACCGCGCCCGCGGCCAGACGCAUCUCCACGCCAUUGUCGGCAAGGGCAACCACUCGGUCGGCCACGUGCAAAAGAUCAAACCAAAGGUCGAGGAGAUUUGCCGCGAGCUCGGCCUGCAGUGCCGCACCGAGGAAAAUGCCGGGCGCAUCUACAUUAACCUCCAGGGCGGCGAGCCGCUGCCCCCGCAGCAGCAGCAUGGCAAGCCUCAUGGCGGACAGCAGCAGCAUGGUGGCCAGCAGUAUGGUGGUGGCCAGCAACAGCAUGGCGGCCAACAGCAGCACCAUGGUGGCCAGCAGUACGGUGGUGGCCAGCAGCAGCACCAGAACCAGAACCAGGGACAGAACCAGCAGCAAGACCAGAUUGCCGCCAUGGUCGAAAAGGUCCUCCCUCGUAUUCUGCGCAAGCUCGAAAAGGCCUGCUGUACCGUCAUGUGA
This is a messenger RNA of Cordyceps militaris CM01, 792 nucleotides long. RefSeq names its product Smr domain protein. The transcript is spliced from 3 exons. The record is from RefSeq and is a predicted model, not a curated record. Bases 1 to 792 code for a protein of 263 amino acids. Lineage: Eukaryota; Fungi; Ascomycota; Sordariomycetes; Hypocreales; Cordycipitaceae.